Messenger RNA from Amblyraja radiata (thorny skate), 1790 nucleotides. It is a transcript of the gene mmp28, whose product is annotated as matrix metallopeptidase 28. Gene Ontology annotation, cellular component: extracellular matrix. The record is from RefSeq and is a predicted model, not a curated record. Gene Ontology annotation, molecular function: metalloendopeptidase activity; zinc ion binding. The transcript is spliced from 8 exons. Lineage: Eukaryota; Metazoa; Chordata; Chondrichthyes; Rajiformes; Rajidae. Bases 113 to 1738 code for a protein of 541 amino acids. Gene Ontology annotation, biological process: extracellular matrix organization; proteolysis; collagen catabolic process.
GUGAUAUUAAAGAGAGCGGAUGACGAGAAGGUGCUUUCGAUGCCCAUGGAAAUGUCUGCACAGAUAUCUCCUGAGCUGAAUCACCUGGAAAUAAACUGACUGCUUUGAAUCGAUGCUUUGUUUGGAGCGCAGGAUGAGUCUGAAACCUUCGCUCCGAAGUUUCCUAAUUCUGGAGACGAUCGGUGUGGUUUACCUCUUGCUUACCUCUGCACGCUGUGUGCCCACGGUCCACAAACCCCACACAGCACUAAAGAGCAACGACCAACUUAAAGAAACCGUGGCAUUCUUGGAAAAGUAUGGCUAUCUUAAAGCUGGGCCCCUCGAUGGACUGAACUCUGCACAAGUUAAGGAAGCAGUGAGGGAGUUCCAGUGGAUUUCCCAUCUGCCGGUCAGCGGAGUCCUGGACAAGCGGACAGUCCACCAGAUGGCCGUGCCGCGCUGCGGAGUGCAGGACGUCGGGAGCCACGGGAGCUGGGAGGGGCGAGUGGAGGCCCUCUUCCUCGGCCGAGCCGGGGAUACCCGGCGGGUGAAGCGCUACUCACAGCAAGGAGAGAAGUGGUACAAACACGACCUGACAUACAGGAUUAUAAACUGGCCCAGGUACCUGGAGCAACACCGAGUGCGGUUGGCGGUGAAAACGGCCUUUCAGCUGUGGAGCAAUGCGUCGCCAUUGACCUUCCGGGAAGUGAUGGAUGGCCCCGCUGACAUCCGACUUGCCUUCUACCAGGGCGAGCACAAUGAUGGGAUCGGCAACGCUUUUGAUGGACCAGGUGGAGCCUUGGCACAUGCUUUCUUCCCCCGAAGAGGAGAAGCCCAUUUUGACAAUGAUGAGAGAUGGUCCCUUAAUCAGGGCAAAGGCAGGAAUCUGUUCAUCGUCACAGCACAUGAAAUUGGACAUACACUGGGCCUGGAGCACUCUCCCGUCAAAAACGCAUUGAUGUCUCCGUUUUAUAAAAAGUUAGGCCGGGACUUUAUCCUAAACUGGGAUGACAAGAUGGCCGUUCAGAAACUAUAUGGGAGGCCGCUCCACCAGUCGGGAAUGCAGCUGCUGGCGGACCUGCUGACUUCCUUCCAGAACCCCGCGGAGCACACCGAGCUCGGGGACCCUCCUCAUGGCCGCCUGCAGCCCUCCUACUGCCGCACCCACUUCGACACCCUGACCAAGGAUCUAAAACAAAUGAUCUACAUAUUCCGGGGUGCUGACUACUGGAAGCUCUCGAGGGACGGCACCAUCAGGGGACCGCUGUCACUGCAGAAGAGCUGGCCCCAGCUCCCGGCUGCUGUCGAGGCAGCCGCAGUGUCGGAGAAGGAAGGGAAGUUCUACUUUUUUAGAGGAGGCCGUUGCUGGAGAUACACAGACAGCCAGCUGGACAUCGGUUACCCCAUGAAGGUUAAGAAGAUGGGGCUCCCUCGACACCCGGACGCUGCCUUCUACUUCCCCCCGCUGGGUCACCUAGUGAUUUUCAAAGGGUCCAAGUACUUUGUCCUGAACGAGGAGACGAUGCAGGUGGAGCAGUAUUACCCGCGCACCCUCAGUGACUGGAAAGGGAUCCCUGUCGGCAUCAAUGGGGUCGUCAGCUGGAACGCCAAGCAGACCUAUUUCUUCAAAGACGAGACUUUCUGGCGGUUUGACAACAGCAGACUGAAGGUGCUGGGCCAGGGCAAGUGGGCGCAGGAACUGGGCUGGACCGGCUGCCGGCUCAGCAACGAAACAAACUCUGCACGGCCACAGACGUGACCCACGGCGUCGAGCCCCCGAACUACCAGAUUAAAGUGCAAUUCCCCAACAA